Xenopus laevis (African clawed frog) is the source of this 3557-nucleotide messenger RNA. It is a transcript of the gene cep41.S, whose product is annotated as centrosomal protein 41kDa S homeolog. Gene Ontology annotation, biological process: cilium assembly. The record is from RefSeq and is marked provisional. NCBI's taxonomy places the organism in Eukaryota, Metazoa, Chordata, Amphibia, Anura, Pipidae. Gene Ontology annotation, cellular component: cilium; ciliary basal body; centrosome.
GCGAUUGUUAGAUACUGCCGUUUGUUGCAAGGCAGGGGGCGGUGGAGGGAAGUUGCCGGGGCCACAGUACUGUAUAGUUUUCGGAUAAGAUCAUGUCAGCGAAGAGGAGCAUCGGGGAUUCAGAGAUCUUGAAGAAAAGAAUUCCACAAAAUCAAAAAUACGAGCAUAUCAAAACAAGGCUAGAUACAGGUAAUAGCAUGACCAAGUACUUGGAGAGGAUAGAAGAUAUAAAGAGAAAUUAUAGGUACAAAAAAGAUGAACUAUUCAAGAGGAUUAAAGUUACCACAUUUGCUCAGCUUGUCCUUCAAGUGGCAUCAGUAACAGAAGAGAGGGAAAGUGGUGAAAUGACUACUGACGAGCUACAGAGAUUAGAAGACAAUAGCUCUGUCAUAUCUGAUACUGAAUUUCUGACAGACCGACCCAAUGGUAAAGGGAGCCCGGCUAAUGAAUCCAACAGUCCUAUACAGUUUAUUGACAGUGAAAGAGGAGAAGAAUUAAUACAGACAUCAAGGUCUACCCUUCAGAGUGUCAUAAGUGGAGUAGGAGAACUGGACCUUGGAAAUCAGGCUGAUAUAAAAAAGGAAUCUUUGCCAAGCUCCAGUGCACUAGACAAGCCUUAUGAGGACUGCCCAUUUCUACUGCUUGAUGUGAGAGAUAGAGAUUCCUAUGAUCAGUGCCACAUUGUUGGAGCCAGGAAUUAUCCUAUUGCAAUGCUUUCUAGGACGAUGAACCCUUUCACACCUGAAAUCCUAGAAUAUAGAAAUGCUCAUGGUAAAAUUAUUAUCCUCUAUGACGAAGAUGAGAGAGUAGCCAGUCAAGCUGCCAGCACUAUGUGUGAGCGAGGGUUUGAGAAUCUGUUCAUGUUGUCUGGAGGUUUAAAAGUCAUAUCACAAAGGUUCCCUCAAGGUCUUACAACUGGCUCUUUUCCAAUCACCUGUCUGGCUCCACCCACUCAGACGAAGUCUGCUCUUAAACGAACACCAAAGGAUCCCAUUAUACCUGCUGAGAACAAGUGGAGAUUUUCAUCCCAGGACCUGGAAAUGAUAGAGAACCAUCUAGAAAAUGUGCUCAUGUCCACAAGCACACCCAGCCGCCUCAGAAUGGAUUCGAGAAACAGCAAAGUUCCAUCAUCUGCCAGCUCAGCCCGGUCACAAAGCAGCACCAGCUCACACUCCAAGCCCUGGAAAUAAGCCAGGGGCUUAGAAGAAAUUUCCUAAUUAAACCCCAAAACUAUUUUUCUAAUAGCUUUGUUUUAUUUAUGUUCCAGCAGUAUUGAGCUUCUAGACAGUAAUUUACUAGGAACUACAUUUGUGAGCGAGUAGGAUGUUUACAAAAUAUUUAUAAUCACUUUAUAGGGGAACAAGUUGAGAUGAAAUUUUGUCUUCUUGCAGUGUCUAGAAAGCCCAAUUGUAAUUAAUGUUCAAUGUUUACUAUUAGAAUUUUAAAACAGACGUGUAGGUAAUGAUUGUAUGUGGUACAGUGAUACCAUGAUCAAAUAACAGAUGCUGCAUUACAUAAAUACACCUGUAAAUAACAUGAUUCUUAUUUCAUUUAGAUAAUACUAAUUUAUCGUUUAGUGAAAUUUUUGAGUAACUCUUUCAAUGCCAGCAAUGAAAUUCACCGGCAUCAUCUCAUGCAGCAAUUUGACUAUUUUGGUAUCUUAACAUAUACACAGCUACUGGUGCUAUGUGUGUGUGUGAUGCUUCUGGAUUGAGAGCUUUUUCGUGGUAAUGCUACUUCUGUUUUAAAUGUUAUGUACAGUGUUGAAAAACACAUAGAUAUUUAUUGAAAAUUGCAUUGCUGUUUCUUUUCUCUAUCCUAAUGUGACUGAAUAGAACGUUUAUUAGAAUUUGUUUAUUAGAUGGGGUCAGUGACCGCCAUAUGCAAGCUGAAAAGAGUCUGAAGAAGACGACCAAUUAUGGAAAAAAAACUAUAUAAAAUAAAUAAUGAAGACCAAUUGAAAGUGGCUUCAAAUUGGCCAUUCUAUAACAUACUAAAAGUUAACUUAAAGGUGAACUACCCCUUUAAGGAACAGCAGAUAUUAUUUAAUAACUAUUACAAGUUUAAUAAACAUAGAAAUUUUUUCAAUUUUAGUGUAUAACUUAUUCCUUUAAGCAGUACCAGUAUUAAAAGGCAAGCAUGUGGGAAGCAAUGAUAUAGUAAAGCUGUCUUUUAUUAAUCAAAACCUUGCUACCAUUUAAAUAGUGAAAUAGACAUUGAAUUUUAAAUUAAUCCCCUGACUUCAAAUAUUUUGCUCUUUAAUAUUAGAGAUGUCUACAAUAAAAGUCAUUUAUAGUUUUAGUUACAUAGUUACACAUUUUUUGAAUUGGAAAAGUGGUGAACUUGUCCACUUAAGAGAAAGCCCUUGGUUAUGUUGUCAAAACUUCCAAAGACACUGUUUAUAAAAAUGAAAUCAAGACUAAAAUCAACCCUGCACCUUUUUCCUCUCAGUUGCUGAUUCCUCCAAUCAGAUUACUUUCAGUAACCAUACACACGAAAACUGAAGUUACACAGGAUUCAUUACACAUAGACCAUGUAGUGUCCAUGAGCUUCAAGCUAACCAGUUCAGAUCCGGACAGUAUAUCAGUAGAUUAAGACUUAACUUUUAAUGAUCAUAAUCCAUAAAAAAUGUAUAUACACACUGCCAGCUACAAACACAAAACCACUCACUCCUCCUAACAUCAGGGAGCAGUGUGGGACCGUGUCCCUAAAAUACACAUAUAUCUAAAACCACAGACAUACGGUGGAUAGGUGGUAGUAAUUAAUUUUUGCUUUAGUUUAAAGCGAAGACUAUUAAUUAUUGCCCCUGAGAGUCAGACCCAUUCACCCUCCCUUCCAAUCAAUUCCCCAGAAUUUCUACCUGUCUACAUGGGGAAUGAGUGGGAGCUGGUCCUUCACCGUCCACCUAUGCUGCCCGCCCUACGCGUUUCGCUGAUCGCUCGGCUUCCUCGUGCAUAAGUACCGGCGCGAGGCUCCUCCAUCUAUAAAUAGGCUCUACUUUUAGUAACCGCAUUACAGGACAGAAGUUAAAAGGGAGAAAGCGCCAAGAAGAUUCCUACAGGCAUCCACAGCAAAGCUAGUGUGUGUUGCAAAGUUGCUAUUCUGCAAGGGAGGAGAAAUGUGAGGUAUUAGAUGGGUUUUUAACCCCUUAACUGCUUAUGAUUAGUGGGACCUGUAAUGAUCACACUUACAUUGACCCUUAAUGGAGAACUAAACCCCCAAACUAAUAAAAAUCCCUACCCUCCAUAGUCCUUCCUCCCCGUUCUCCCGCACAGAUGUUAAUACCUGUAAAUGCCCUUAAGUCUUUAAUUACCCCUUUGAAAAAUGUAGGUUUUGUUUCUGCAGUUGUGAUUUAUGUAAUAAAGGAAUCUGUGAUGAGCCACUGUAAAAUCAUGGCAGUUAAUUGCCAGUAUAAAGACUUUUUGUAAUUUUAAGUGAACGUCCCCUUUAAGUAUGCAGACUGGGCUGUCCGGUGCAUUCCUAUACUUAUACCUUUAUAAUGUUAUACACCUAUACAUUCCUAUUAUUAAACAUCAAUAAAUUGUCUUUCAGUCCUG